Molecule: messenger RNA, 1502 nt
Organism: Drosophila ananassae
Lineage: Eukaryota; Metazoa; Arthropoda; Insecta; Diptera; Drosophilidae
Product: hippocampus abundant transcript 1 protein
Exons: 1
Coding region: 140-1492 (450 amino acids)
Biological process (GO): transmembrane transport
Cellular component (GO): membrane
Molecular function (GO): transmembrane transporter activity
Source: RefSeq, a predicted model, not a curated record
CUUGCUAUUUUUCUUAAAAACAAAGUUAAAAAACAUAAAAAAAAAGAUUAGUUCUGCUUGAGAUGCGUUAAAAAAUGAUUUAAUUUAAAAUUAAGACUCUUGGAGGGCAGUGCUGGUCCAGUACUCCAUCGCAGAGGACAUGACCAAAGUGAGUCUGAAGAAGGUACUCGUAUCCCUGGCCUAUAUCUCGGGGAUCGGGAAGCCGAGUGUCUGCCACACGGUGAUCGUCGUCUUCCUGGAGUACUUCGCCUGGGGACUCCUCACCAUGCCCAUCAUAGCCACCCUGAAGGAGACCUUUCCGGAGAACACCUUCCUGAUGAACGGCCUGGUGGCGGGGGUCAAGGGUAUCCUUUCCUUCCUCUCCGCCCCUUUGAUCGGCGCCCUCUCGGACAUCUACGGCCGGAAGGUACUGCUCCUAAUCACCGUGAUCUUCACCUGCCUGCCCAUUCCCCUGAUGACCGUCAACAACUGGUGGUUCUUCGUCAUCACCUCCGUGAGUGGGGUCUUCGGGGUCAGUCUGUCGGUGGUGUUCGCCUAUGUGGCGGAUGUCACCACGCUGGAGGAGCGCUCCAAGUCCUACGGCAUCAUCUCGGCCACCUACACCGCCAGCCUGGUGGUCGCUCCGGCCCUGGGUAGCUACAUCAUGAAGAACUAUGGGAUUCAGACGGGAGUCCUGAUCGCCACCAUAGUCUCCACCGUGGAUGUGAUCUUUGUGCUGCUGGCGGUGCCGGAGAGCCUGCCCCGGAAGGUGCGAGCCACCGGAUUGAGUUGGAAGCAGGCGGAUCCCUUUGUGUCCUUGCUGAGAGUGGCCUCGGAUCCCAACAUCCUGCUGCUGUGCGUCAUGGUGUUCAUGUUCCUGCUGCCGGAGGUCGGGGAGUACUCCUGCAUCUCCGCCUACUUGAAGCUCUUUAUGGGAUUUGGAUUCGAGGAGCUGUCCAUCUUAACCUCCCUGACCUCCACGUUGAGCAUCGUGGCCAAUGUGAUCCUGGGACCACUGGUGAAGUCGAUGGGCGCUAAGAGAGUCAUCCUGCUGGGUCUGAUCCUGGAGUUCUUCCAGUUCACCGUCUACGGGCUGGGCCGGGAGAAGUGGCAGAUGUGGCUGGCGGGGAAUGUGGCCGCCUUGGGCUCCCUCACUUUUCCGGCCGUCAGCUCCUACCUCUCCCUCUACUCGGAGGCCGAUAGCCAGGGCGCCGUCCAGGGCAUGAUGACCGGCAUGGCGGGACUCUGCAAUGGCCUUGGACCCGCCUUCUUCGGCAUCUUGUUCUAUAUCUCGGAUAUGGAUCUCACGGAGAACCGAUUCCUAAGGCGUCGCUUCUUCCUGGAUCGGAUCAUAGCGGGUCCUUUUAUUUUCGGCGCCUUUUUUGUCUUCAUUAGUAUCCUGUUGGCUUCCUUGAUCCCGAAAGAGAGGUCCUUGAAGGUCAGAAAGGGGGAGUUCUCCGCCCUCAAGUACACCAUAGAAUAUAAUGAAAAGUUGCUUAAUAAUAAUAAUUAAUUAUUUAUUA